CCUCCGCAACAACCACCAUUUUUUUUCCUAAAAUGGCGAAAUUACCCUUCCUCUCGACGUUCCUCCUCCUCCUCCUCUCGCUUCUGUCCCUCACUACUGCCGAGAUCAAAACCCUAACCAUCACUGCCGACUCCCGCCCCAUGAUUCUCUUUGAAAAAUUCGGAUUCACCCAUACCGGCCACGUCACCAUCUCCGUCAGCUCCGUUUUUGUUUCUUCCUCAACCUCCGCCCCUAACCCUAACCCUUCCCGUCUCGGUUUCUUCCUCCUCUCCGAAGAAUCCCUCCUUCAAGUCCUCGUCGAGAUCCAACAAAACCCUAACUUCUGCGUCCUCGAUUCGCACUACAUUCUAAAAUUGUUCAACUUCCGUGACCUCUCUCCGCCGCCUCUCUCGCGCUUCAAUCAAUCGUAUCCCGUCACGGCUCCCAAUGAAUACUCUCUCUUCUUCGCCAAUUGCGCGCCGGAAACUCAGGUCACAAUGAACGUACGGACCGAAAUUUAUAACUUGGAUCGCGAUGGUUCGAGGGAUUAUCUCUCAGCCGGUUUGACUCAACUGCCUUCGUUGUUUUUCUUCUUCUCGUUCUUGUACGUAGCGUUUGUUGGAAUCUGGAUCUACGUUUGUGUCACGAACAAGAGAUCGGUUCAUAGAAUUCACUUGUUGAUGGCGGGGUUGCUUUUGAUGAAGGCGUUGAAUCUUAUUUGCGCUGGGGAGGAUAAGCAUUUCGUGAAAGUCAGCGGGACGCCUCACGGUUGGGAUGUAUUGUUUUAUAUAUUCCAAUUUUUGAGGGUCGUUUUGCUUUUUACGGUGAUCGUUUUGAUCGGGACGGGGUGGUCGUUUUUGAAACCAUUUUUGCAAGAGAGGGAGAAGAAAGUGUUAAUGAUUGUGAUUCCAUUACAGGUUUUGGCCAACGUGGCUUCGAUUGUGAUUGGUGAAACGGGGCCGUUUAUUAAAGAUUGGGUGACAUGGAACCAGGUGUUCUUGUUGGUAGAUAUUAUCUGCUGUUGCGCCAUUAUCUUCCCGAUUGUGUGGUCGAUUAGGUCUUUGAGGGAGACAUCGAAGUCUGAUGGGAAGGCGGCCAGAAACUUGGCGAAAUUAACAUUGUUUAGGCAGUUUUAUAUUGUGGUGAUUGGGUACUUGUAUUUUACGCGAAUUGUGGUGUUUGCCCUUAAGACCAUUGCUGCGUAUAAGUAUCAGUGGGUGAGCAAUGCAGCUGAGGAGACAGCGAGUUUGGUGUUCUAUAUGGUGAUUUUCUAUAUGUUUAGGCCAGUGGAGAGGAAUGAGUACUUUGUUCUUGAUGAGGAGGAAGAAGAAGCUGCCGAGAUGGCCCUCAGGGAUGAAGAGUUUGAGCUGUGAAUUCGGUAAAUUGUUACAAUACGAUCAUUUGGAUUUUUGUUUACAGGUUGCACAAGCUAGAGUGUGAUAUCCUUUCAUCUAUCUCUUGUAAGUUGAGCUUUUGGUGAAAAUUGAUAAAGAUCCUGUAAUUCUGCAUGGAUUAUGAAAUCCAUGGAGUAUGUGUGUGGUUAGAAGAGGUGAAUAUUAAAAGUUCUACUAGGGUUGCACUUAGUGGGAAACCUGUGAUUUCAACCAGUUAUCAAGGGUUCAAAUCCGUGUUAAAACUACAUCAACUUUUAGAGAAAGGUCCAAGAAUUUCAGGGAUUUUUAGGUGUAAAAGAAAGUGUCAGAGUGGUUAGUUUUAACUAUGCACUGCUAAGUUAUGCAACAUUUAGUGCAUGUUUGAAUUGAUAAACAUGCAUCUGCAUACUUGUGAUGCUUAUUCAUUAAGUUUUGAAUUGAAUGCAUCAAAUGAGUGCAUUAUUUGGAAAAGACUGCAAUUUUCUUUUUCGUUUUCUUCAAUCUCCUUUACCCUUCAGUUAAUUUGUUAAUAAGAGGGAUGCUAGCAACACUCUCUGUGUCACUCUCUUACUCUCCUCUUAACACGUGUAAAAGAUAAACUGAUCACCUUGUUUUUUUGGGGUUAGGCUAUUGUAAUACAAACUUUUGACACAAAUUUUUGGCUAUUAAUCUAAUGUAAUCCAAUGGAUAAGAGAAAGAAGUUAAAAGUAGUUAUUUUUAUUACCAACUUGGGAACUUCUAAUUCAUUAGAUCAUUCGAUCAAUGGUUAAGAAUUUAUGUCAAAAAUCUGUGUUCCGAUAGCUUGACCCUUUUUUAAUAUAUUAUUAAGUUGUGACUUUCUUUGUCUUUUAUACAUGUGUCAAGAUGGGAGUGAAAGAGUGAUAAAGAGAGUUUUGUUAGCAUUUCUCAUAUUAGCAACA
Messenger RNA from Pistacia vera, 2272 nucleotides. RefSeq names its product protein CANDIDATE G-PROTEIN COUPLED RECEPTOR 7-like. The record is from RefSeq and is a predicted model, not a curated record. Gene Ontology annotation, cellular component: Golgi apparatus; membrane. The coding region runs from base 33 to 1352 and encodes 439 amino acids. Gene Ontology annotation, biological process: transport. The transcript is spliced from 2 exons. Lineage: Eukaryota; Viridiplantae; Streptophyta; Magnoliopsida; Sapindales; Anacardiaceae.